UGUACAAUUUCUAGUGCAGGAAUUGGCCAAGAAUUUCUUGGCUUAGUCGCUUGUGGGAUUAUUAAUGGAGCAGUUGGGGUUUUGAAUGCCAACCUUGCAGGGAAAGGGUUGGAUGAUGCAAGCCUCUCUAAAAAGUUCGGAAGGAUGUUUUCAGCUGAAAGCACGCACAACGACGAUAGGCAGGCAUGAAGGAUCCGACAUCGUCCUGCAGGUUUCCCUGCUGACUGCCUGCUGCCAGUCCGCAGGUGUAGCAGAUCAUCACGCAGCCCUCCAGUUUGCUGCCUGGGAUAACAGCUUCAUCCUUCAGGACUUCAACUCCCUCCACGGCACCUUCGUCAACGGCUGCCAGGUCCAAAACGCGGCCGUGAAAGUGAGGUCAGGGGAUAUCCUGCGCUUCGGCAAGGGGGGACCAUCCUUCCAGUUGGUGGUGGGUGACCAGAUGUCCUGUCCUCCUGUGCAACGUCGCACAGCGUGGACUGGGCAGCUCCAGUUGGUUGCAGAGUCCAAACCUUCAACCCCUGGAGCUCAUCCCCACCUCCCCUCGCUGCCGUGGCAGCAUCCCCUUGGCUGUCCCAGCACGAGGGCUUCCAGAGCAGUCGGCUGUGUACCCCAUCCACCACAGCAGAAGCGACCCGUGAGUGCCUGUGUUAGGAGCGUGGCCACCGCUAUCCCACUGGACACUUUCAGUAGGACCUCUGCGGUGAGGACAGUCUCAACCGAUGUUUCGGGCAGUAGUGGGAGCACUGUUUGGGGAGCCCCUUCCCAGGGGACUCACGAUGUGAAAUUCCUCCCGCAGAAGAAGGGUGAAAAGCUUCUACAAGUGGAGAAGGAAAUCGGUCACCUCUCUGGUUUGGAAACAGAAUCGAAGCAGAAAGAUGCAACGAUAAGAAAUCUGCAGGAUGAGAUUGCAGCCAUGGCAAAGACCCUGGCUCAGGCAGCGGCAAGGAACGAGGUAGAGCUGACCCAGAAGCUGCUCACCUUCGACCGAGAGCUGGCAGCCAAAACGGAGGCAAUCAAAGCCUUGAAGGAACAGAUCAGCAGCCUGCAGAAAGGCUCGAGCCAGGUUUUCAGCCAUUCGCUCUAUGAAAGAGACCUGGAGAUUGGAAGGCUGCAGAAAGAAAGUGAGAAGUUGAAGAGGGACCACGCUUUGACUGCAGGUCUAGUGAGCAGCCUGCAAAGGGAGAUCGUUGGGAAGGAGCAGAAAAUAGAGCAACUCCAGCAAGACGUUGAAAAGAUGAAGAAGGCAAACAGAGAAAAGGACAACCAGCUAGCAAUUGUAUCUGCUAAGUGCUCUAGAAUUAAAGAGGAAAUGAAGCGUGAACUCGGAGAACAAGAAGUAAUUGAGUGCCGAAAUCGCAUCAAGGAGCUGGAAUGUGACCUGGAGAGGCUGCAGGGGGAGGUCCAGAAGUAUUGUGCCGAGCAGGAGAGCAUUCGAAACCAGUUGGCCGAGAAAGCCAAGGCUGAGGAGGAGCUGAAAGAAGCCUGUGCCAGGCAAGCUCUGCAGCUGCAGGAGAUGGGGCGCAGGGAGCGCCUGCUGCGAGCGGACAUGGGGCGGGCCAAGGAGCAGCUGAAGUCUUUCAAAACCCGAGUGAUGCAAGUCUGUUCUCCAGCAGCAGUGGGAGCUGCAGGGAAAGCCAUAACAGAGCAGCAGGUGAUAGAGAAAGUUAAGAACAUCUCAGAAGAAAGCCAACAAAGCCAUGAGAGAGAGAGGCGUCUGCAGGAGGAAUUAAGCUCCAAGCUCUCAAAGGAAAAGGAGGUGUCUGAAAGUGUUGAGGUGUUCAAGAAAUCCCUGUGUGAGCUCCAGGCUUGCCUGAGGAGCUCCUGCAGCAGUGACAGCCUGCGCGGGGAGCUGGAGAGGAUGGAGGCGGUGUGCCUGGACCCCUCUAUCUCAGCCAUCAGGGUGGCAGUGGUGGAAAUGGCCCAUGUGCCCCUGUCCUGGCUGGAGGGCACAGAGCAGCUCCUGGUCAGCGCAGGGAUGGAUCCAUCCACCUCCAGCAAAGGGUUAUUGAUGGCUCUCAAGAGAUUGUUGGAAAGCACUCAGGAAACCGCACAGAAGAACCAGAUGUUACAGGGCCAAUUAGAGAGGGUGCAGGAGUCGCAGGCAGCGUUGCUGCAGCAGAAAAUGAAGGAGCUGGAAGCGAAACAUGAGCAAGAUCUACAGAUGAAAAUAAAUCAAAUUAUAUUGGAAAACGAUAAGAAGAACCAAGAGAUUCUGCAGAGCACUCUCGCCAAGGAGCAGGACAAGUACAGGCAAUCUGUGGAGGAAGAAAAGAAGAAGAUCCAAGACCUGGAGAGCCAGCUGAGAAGCAUGACUGAGGUGAUCGCAAUGAAGUCAGAAGAGCAGGAGGUUACAGGCUGCAAACUGAGAGAAGCUGUGCACAACCUGGAAGAAGCCACAAUGCGAGAGAUGACGUUACAACAGCAGGUACUCAUGCAAGACGAGCAGCUCAAGACCUUUCAGGAGGAGAAGGAGUUUCAGAGGCAGAAACUGCAGGAAGAAAUAGCAGGAUAUAAAGAGCAAAUCAAGCAGCAUUCUCUGACAAUUGUGGCUUUAGAGGACAGGUUGCGGGAGGCCAAGCAGCAGCAGAAGACACUGGAGGAGGAAAAUGCAGCACUCAUGGAAAAAAUGGAAGGGUUUCAGGGUGAUGUCCACAAGUCGACAUCGAGCGCUUCGCUGGAGGUUUGUCCUGCCACUGAGUCACACGCGUGUCUCUGGAAACUCAGGGAGGAGCUGGCAGCAGCGCAGAGCAUGCUCCUGUCCAAGGAGGUCAUCAUUGCCGGACUAACCAAAGAGCUCGCAGAAACCAGAGCCAGAAUGUCAGACAUGAGAGGGGAGCUGAGCGAGGAGCAGAAGGUGGAACUGGAGCAGAACCUGAGGCGGGUGAAAUGCCUAGAGCGAGAACUCAACCUGCUCAGAGAGAAGCUAUCCCAGAUGUCUAGCCUCGCGGAGAAAAAGGAUCAAGCCCUGCAAAGAGCAACUGAAGAGUUAAGGCAAGCCCAAACACAGUGCCAAGCGCUGAAGGAUACUUCCCGAGGAACAGUGGAAAAGCCAGAGGAUGCUCCUGGGGCACCAGUGCCCAUGGAUGAAGCCUCUAAGAGGGAGCCGGCGUUGGACUUGGCCAAACUUGGAGUGAAAUGCCGAGGCCUCAGGCAUGAGGAAACAAUCCAGCGUCAGAAAGAAGGCUUGGUCGAGCUCCGGGAAAGAAUAAAGAUGCUGGAGAAGAAGCAGUUCUCAGUUGUCAUGGAGAAGGGUUUGGAGCCACUGGUGGUCCUGACGAAAGAUUUACCAAAGAAAAUAGUCCAGGAAACAAGUCUCAAAAAGGAACCUGCACACGUGUUGGGAACAAAACUGAAGGCCAGCAAGGUUCCUAAUGGAGGCUCACCUGGGGCUGCUGACGGGGCAGACUUCAGCGAGAAGAUGUACCUUGACGUAAUUGGUGCUCUGGGAAGCCUGAUGAAGGUGGAGGAGCUGUCAGGAAUGCAGUCUCUGAAGCAACUUCCUCGGGAGGAGAGGGAGAAAGCAGGACUGCAGAGGCGGAAAGACCUGGAGCUGCUGUACGAUAAAAUCAGGAACCUCAAGAGAAGCUUGGAAAGAAAAGAAGAAAUGCUGAAAGAUUAUGAGGCCAAUGUGGAGCAGCUCAGGCUGAGCCAAGCAUCCCUGCGAAGGUGCCAGGAGGAGAUGUCCAAACUAGAAGAUGAAGCCUACAGGGAGGCAGAAGAGAAGGCUCUGUUGAAAGAGGCCCUGGAGAGGACGAAGCUUCAGCUGAGCCAGGAGAAGAGGCUGCUACAAGCAGUCAAGCUGCAUAAGCCUGGAGCCAAGAAGCUGUUGCGCUCAGGAAAGCUGACGCCCAAAGAACACACAGCAGAAGCUGUCAAGAUGGGAAGGACAUAGGAGAGGCACCCCAAGGGCCUUUGCUCCUGUGUUCUCCAGUCCCCGUGGUGUCACGGGAGAAGUUGGGGCAUAAGGCACGAUGUGGUAUGGAAAUGCAGCACCCCAGGAAUGCCAGAUGGCGGUGCUGACUGGAACCAUGAUGAGUUACAGGAAGGGAAGAAGAGGAGCUGCUGGUCACACUGGUUUGGUACAGCAACGGCAUGAGAAUGAGCCUGGGGAGACAAGAGCACAGUCCUUGAACGUUGGGAUGGGGCAACGGCACAGGCUCCGUUCAAUGGAAACCUACUGCCACUAUUGUUGUUAUCACAGCCAGGUUGGAUGGGGCUUUGAGCCCCCUGAUCCAGUGGGAGGUGUCCCUGCCCAUGGCAGGGGGUGGAACUGGAUGUCCAAUCACUGGAACAGCUGCCCAGGGAGGUGGUGGAGUCACCUUCCCUGGAGGUGUUUAAGGAACGGGUGGAUGAAGUGCUUAGGGACAUGGUUUAAGGGAGUGUUGGGAAUGGUUGGACUCAAUGAUCCAGUGGGUCCUUUCCAACCUGGUGAUUCUAUGAUUCUAUGAUUCUAUGAUCUUGAAGGUCCCUUCCAACUCAAACCAUUCUAUGAUUCUAUGAUCAAGAGUGAGAGCAGAUCCUGCGUCCUGGGGAGCGUUUUGGGGAGGGGGGUCUACAGGGAACAAGCAGCUCCAGCGCACGUCUCCCUGCACCCGCUCUGCCUUGGCAUCACUCCGGGCAGGCUGCGCUGAGCUCUUUUCAGCCGAGGAUAAUUCGGAAGUGAACAAAACCCUGAGGGGGUUUUGGGGUUUCAUUUUUAAUAGGAUAAAAAAAAAAAGAGUCUGAAAGCAGCACGGAGGGGCUGACGCAAGAAUCACAUCAUCCGCAGGCGUGCGGCCAGGCAGAGCCUCCCGGGGGGCUGCCGGGCAUCCACGGGCACACAACGGCCGCUGCCCAAUCCCUGGCUGUGCCGCAGGGCUCUGGUUAGAGAAUCAUAGAAUCAUUUGGUUGGAAAAGACCUCUGAGAUCAUCAAGCCCAACUGUCCACUAUCAAAUCAUCCCUGAGCUAUGGACCUGGCCAUCUGCGUGCUGGCCUGGGCUUAUUUUGGGGCAAGAUGUGACCCUGUAUGCCUACGUGCUGCGAGGCUGUCAUCCAUGCUGUGGGCAUCAUUAGGGUUGGAAAAGGUUAGAACAGCCUUCCAGUCCUGAAAGGGACACCAGGAAAAGUGGGGAGGGACUCUUGAACAGGGAGUGCAGGGACAAGUCGAGGGGUGAUGUUUUUUAAGCUGAAAGAGGGGAGAUUGAGAUGAGAUUUUAGAAAGAAAUGGUUUCCUGCGAGGCUGGGGAGGCCCUGGCACGGAGAAGUGGUGGCUGCCCCAUCCCUGGAGGGGUUCAAGGCCAGGUUGGAUGGAGCUUGGAGUCCCUGAUCCAGUGGGAGGUGUCCCUGCCCGUGGCAGGGGGUGGAACUGGAUGGGCUUUGAGGUCCCUUCCAACCCCAACCAUUCCAUGAUUCUACGAUCAUCAAGUCCAACCAUCAGCCCAACACUUCCGUGGACUUCUCUGGGACGUUUAU
Molecule: messenger RNA, 5452 nt
Organism: Cuculus canorus (common cuckoo)
Lineage: Eukaryota; Metazoa; Chordata; Aves; Cuculiformes; Cuculidae
Gene: FHAD1
Product: forkhead associated phosphopeptide binding domain 1
Exons: 29
Coding region: 86-3892 (1268 amino acids)
Molecular function (GO): protein binding
Source: RefSeq, a predicted model, not a curated record